Messenger RNA from Opisthocomus hoazin, 839 nucleotides. RefSeq names its product phosphodiesterase 6H (gene PDE6H). The record is from RefSeq and is a predicted model, not a curated record. NCBI's taxonomy places the organism in Eukaryota, Metazoa, Chordata, Aves, Opisthocomiformes, Opisthocomidae. Gene Ontology annotation, biological process: visual perception; positive regulation of epidermal growth factor receptor signaling pathway; positive regulation of G protein-coupled receptor signaling pathway. Gene Ontology annotation, cellular component: photoreceptor outer segment membrane. Gene Ontology annotation, molecular function: cGMP binding; 3',5'-cyclic-nucleotide phosphodiesterase activity.
CCCCAACAGCCAUUGCAUCCACAGCCUUCAGCUCUCACCCAGGAGCUGCAUCCCAGUGCUGGUGGCAGCAGAAGAGCUCUGGCAGCCCAGGAAGCACUGUGGGGAGGCAGCAUAGCGCUUGCAGAGAUCUAGAGAAGGAGACUCAGUCUCGUCAAACGUUUGUCAAGCCAUCUGUUUGGUGUGGUACUAAGGAAUAUCCAAGUAAUCAGACAGAGGGAUCUGAGAGAGGCGUGUACCUGCCACACACAGCAGCCCAGCGAUGAGUGAGACCCCAGCCACCAACCUCAACACUGGAGAUGCUCCAACCGGUCCCACUACACCACGCAAGGGGCCUCCCAAGUUCAAGCAGAGACAAACAAGGCAGUUCAAGAGCAAGCCUCCUAAAAAAGGAGUAAAAGGGUUUGGAGAUGACAUCCCAGGCAUGGAGGGACUGGGCACAGAUAUCACAGUGAUUUGCCCAUGGGAAGCUUUCAGCCAUCUGGAACUGCACGAGCUGGCCCAGUUUGGGAUCAUCUAAGGUGCCAGCAUCACGACUGGUGUCACCUGGUGACUCCACAGAUUCCAGCAUGGUUUUCACCACCUUUGAAGCUUUUUUUUUGGCCCUUAUGCCCAGUUUCUCAUGGGCAGGGUGGAUUUGUAAGAGCUAGUUAUGAGAAAGUCCUUUGCAGAUUAAUUUGGCAAAGAAGUUAUUCAGGACCCUGAACAGACCUUGUGCUCCGUGUGAUGAAACUACUGAAAAAUGUCUUAAUGCCUCCCUGCAUCAUGUCCUGUCUUCUCCCACUGUUGUAGAUCUUCACAUGUAUGGAGAUAAGGGAAGGCUAUAUUUGAACUUUUCCCCU